ACAAUGCUGUCGGCAAUGAUAAAAGAUCAUCAAGCCAAGCAGGCAGCAAAAAAGGAAGACCAAGAGCGUCGCCGGAAGGAAGCAAUCCUAUCUGCGAACGAGCUUACGCAAAACUUGGUUGACCAUCUUAACGUUGGUGUUGCCCAAGCGUACCUCAACCAGAAGCGACUAGACGCGGAAGCCAAACAGCUGCAUGUUGGAGCUACCAACUUUGCCAAACAGACAACCCAGUGGCUAGCGUUGAUCGAAAAUUUCAAUGGAUCUUUGAAGGAAAUAGGAGACGUGGAAAAUUGGGCAAAAACAAUCGAAAACGAUAUGAAUGUCAUUACAACCGCAUUGGAAAUCGCCUACAAAACUAGCAGGGAGAAAUGAACGGCAG
Anopheles maculipalpis is the source of this 379-nucleotide messenger RNA. RefSeq names its product biogenesis of lysosome-related organelles complex 1 subunit 1 (gene Blos1). The record is from RefSeq and is a predicted model, not a curated record. The transcript is spliced from 4 exons. Lineage: Eukaryota; Metazoa; Arthropoda; Insecta; Diptera; Culicidae. Gene Ontology annotation, cellular component: BLOC-1 complex. The coding region runs from base 4 to 372 and encodes 122 amino acids. Gene Ontology annotation, biological process: endosomal transport.